CGAAAUAUUAAUUCGAGAUAAGCCAUGUAAGUGUUUCCAUAACUUUAUUAAUAAAUAUUCGUUGAUAUAUGGUAAUAAUCAAAGCGAAUGCAUAGUUUUAAAACAUGAGUGUCUUAGACGAAAAUUCCCCUUCAGUAACAGACGGAUUAUUUUCUUUCAAAAAAGGAAUACGUAUCGAAUUGCCCGAUGCUCCAGCACCAGAUUCAGACGUUUACAAAAAAUAUAGAAGAAGAGGUACGGCCAUAAUUUUCAAUCACAAAUAUUUCAUCAACGAUUGUACAACAAGAGAAGGCACCGAAAAGGAUAGGGACGCUCUAGAAAACGUUUUGAAGGAACUUAUGUUCGACGUAACGGUGUACGAAGACCUAACUUGCGAAGAAGUUUCAGAAGUAUUACAUGUUGUGUCGAAAAUGGAUCAUUCUGAAUCUUCUUGUCUCGUAAUAUCGGUAAUGUCCCACGGAGAUAAUGGAAUACUUUACGCUAAAGAUACUUAUUACGAAACCGAAAAAUUGUGGAAAUAUUUUUCGCCUUUAUAUUGUCCCAGUUUAGCCGCGAAACCAAAGUUGUUUUUUAUUCAGGCUUGUAGAGGUAACAAAACGGAUCCCGGAUUUGAAGUUACGUACGUACACGCCGAUUCCGAUAAAAAAUCGACUGAUUUGUAUACGAUUCCGGUUAUGGCAGAUAUUUUAGUGAUGUACGCCACUGUGGAAGGUUAUUACGCAUGGCGGGAUCCGUCUAAGGGAAGUUAUUUCGUACAAAGUUUAGUUAACGAAAUUAGAAAAGGAUAUAAAAACAACAAAGAUUUGUUAACGAUUUUGACCGGCGUUAAUAGGGAAGUUGCCAUCGGGUUUACUUCGGUUGAACCUAAUUGGGAGGUUUUUAACAGGAAGAAAGAAAUGUGUUGUAUAGUAUCAAUGUUAACUAGGCUUUUUUAUUUUAAUUGAUUUAAUAAAAUUUUAUGGAA
Molecule: messenger RNA, 964 nt
Organism: Diorhabda carinulata
Lineage: Eukaryota; Metazoa; Arthropoda; Insecta; Coleoptera; Chrysomelidae
Product: caspase-1-like
Exons: 5
Coding region: 105-944 (279 amino acids)
Biological process (GO): proteolysis; apoptotic process
Cellular component (GO): cytoplasm
Source: RefSeq, a predicted model, not a curated record